UGCAGCACCGUUACGACAGCUAAACCGCUUUACGGGUGGGAUUUUCUAUCCUCAUCUAACCUGUUAGCUGCCCUUGCAAAGAUGUGGAGAACAUAUGCCUCCUGCUGAAGUCUACAGAACAUAACUGACUGAGUUGAAAGCAAAGAGGCGACAUGGCGUCUCGUAUUCUCAAGUAUGCGGUGCUUCUCGAGAAGUACAGGACUCCGCUGCUCAUCACGAGCUGUGGGGGGGUCUUUGGCGCCAACAUGUUCUACCACAUGUUCCCCGACAUGACCUACCGGCAGCUCUAUCAGGCCUAUUCCAAAGGAGAGCCGGUCACUAUGUCUGAAAAGCUCCAGGAUGUUUUCCAGCAGGUGUUAAAGGACUACGGUAUCAGCUCACCUGACAAUUUCUCCGCCUUCGCCUCCUAUGGGUUCCAUCCUGUUGGCGCUGGGGUCCCUUGGCUUCCUGUCGGGGCACAAAUUGGCAUCCCGGCCAACUUCAACAGCACGUCGGAUGACUCGAAAGGAAUCACCAACCGCACCAUCUUCAUCAACGGCAAAGUGGUGGACUGGAGCAGCGAGGUCGGCUCUGCUCUACAGGAGGCGCUGGUGCUGUCCCUCGAUGCGCAGAAGUUCGCCAUAGCACGUGAAGUGGCCCGCUUGCAGUCCGCGGGCCCCGUCUUGAACGCCGCUGUCGCCCCAGUCUGCCUGGGGGGGGUUUGGGUGUCCAGUGUGCUAAUGAAGCAGCAUUUUCGGUCUCUGUUGUUCCGCGGUGGUGUGAACAUUCUGGCGUUGGGACUUGGGGCCGUGUCCUUCUUCCUGGCCUCUGAUUCGGUGCGCAGCUGGAGUGACUACAGCUCGGACCGGAGAGCGGCAGGAGUGUCACGCGUUUACGCCCAAGGAGGGGUGGAGUUUUACGAUAAGAUGCUGUCCAGAAACCAGACGCUGCGCUCCCUGAUGGGGCAGAAGGGAGUGGAGAUGUACAGUCCCAGUGGGAACUUGUUUCCUGCCAAUCUCCUUCAGCUCAAUCAAACUCCGUACACAGCCAGGAGGCAGGGGAUCCUCAAACUGCUGGUGGAGGAGAACGCUUGAAAAUAAAUGGGAGGCGGGAAUGGAUGUCACCUGAAUCCCACAUGUGCUGAGGUGUCCACUGUUUAGUGGCUAAUCUAUGAAACAAAAGAAAGGUUUUCCACUGUACAAAUAAACAUUUUUGAACCCUAUUCAGAGCAUGUGAUGCAAUAUGUUUUUUUUUUUCUCUUCUCAUUCUAGAAUCAGUUGAUCUGUUCUCAAAAUUGAACUCUUUACACGUCAAUGC
Molecule: messenger RNA, 1296 nt
Organism: Trematomus bernacchii (emerald rockcod)
Lineage: Eukaryota; Metazoa; Chordata; Actinopteri; Perciformes; Nototheniidae
Gene: tmem177
Product: transmembrane protein 177
Exons: 3
Coding region: 153-1073 (306 amino acids)
Source: RefSeq, a predicted model, not a curated record